This is a messenger RNA of Cricetulus griseus (Chinese hamster), 945 nucleotides long. The record is from RefSeq and is a predicted model, not a curated record. Lineage: Eukaryota; Metazoa; Chordata; Mammalia; Rodentia; Cricetidae.
AUGGCUUUCCUGGAGGAUGGGAACAACACUGCAGUGACAGAGUUCAUUUUAUUGGGAUUGACAGAUGACCCGGUCCUUAGAGUUGUCCUCUUCAUUUUAAACAUGUGCAUCUACCUGGUGACUGUGACUGGGAACCUCAGCACCAUCCUUCUCAUCAGAGUUUCUCCCAAGCUCCAUCAUGCCAUGUACUUUUUUCUCAGUCACUUGGCUACUGUUGACAUAGGCAUCUCAUCUUCUGUCACACCCAAUAUGCUUGUCAACUUCCUGGUAAAGAAAAACACCAUCUCCUACCUUGGAUGUGGAAUCCAGCUCAGCUCAGCAGCUUUCUUUGGGGCAUCUGAAUGCUUCCUUCUGGCUGCCAUGGCUUAUGAUCGCUUUAUGGCAAUCUGCAACCCACUGCUUUAUUCAAUCAAAAUGUCCUCACAAGUCUGUGUCCAGUUGAUUUUGGGAUCUUAUAUAGGGGGUAUUCUUAAUGCUUCAUCCUUUAUUUUUUGCUUCUUUUGUCUUCCCUUUUGUGGAGAAAAUCGAGUCAAUGACUUUUUCUGUGAUUUUGCUUCAUUGGUGGAACUCUCCUGUUCUGAUGUCAGUGUCUCUGCAGUUGUUAUCUCAUUUUCAGCUGGAUCAGUCACUAUGAUCACAGUGUUUGUCAUAGCUGUCUCUUAUUCCUAUAUCCUUAUUACUAUUCUGAAGAUGCACUCCACUGAGGGCUGCCACAAGGCCUUCUCCACCUGUACCUCUCACCUCACUGCAGUCAUACUGUUCUAUGGGACUGUUACAUUCAUCUAUGUGAUGCCCAAGUCCAGCUACUCAAUGGAUCAGAACAAGGUGGUGUCUGUAUUCUACAUGGUAGUGGUUCCCAUGUUGAACCCCCUCAUUUACAGCCUUAAGAAUAAAGAGAUUAAGGGUGCUCUGAAGAGACAGCUUAGUAAGAAAAUACUUUCUUAG